CGGUAAGAAGAUUUUGAUGUUUCCUUUCUGUUCACAUCUCUCUCCCAUACAUCAAACUCUUCCUGAUUGAUCCAUUGCCCAGCGAAAUAGCACUCCUAUCCUUUGCUGAAUCUCCUCCGAUACCUCCUCCCUGUCACAUACACCUUCUCUGUUGCACCUGCUUGGUCAUUGCUUAGAAGCAGGAGCAGGAGCUGCACAUCGACGUGGACCGCUACUGACGGAAGCUUGUCCAGCCAGCACCACAACCGCGUGAGCGACCAGAUCUACGCACUUCUUCGGCCCCUCUGCUCUCGUACACUAUCCGGGAGCUACUUCACGUCCGCCGUAUCUAUACACACCUACACACUGCCUUGGAGCACACCAUCACCCAUCGAUCGUUGAGAAAUCAGUCAAUAUGGUUGGCUUAGGUCCGAGACGGCAGCCCAGCCGUAGGGGCUCCAUGGCAGAUAUGCCCAAGGACAUGUUGGCCGAGAUCAAGCGUCUGGAGGAGAUCUUCACUGUCGACACCGCCAAGCUCAAGGCCAUCACCGACCACUUCGUCAGUGAGCUCGAGAAGGGUCUGUCAAAAGAGGGUGGCAGCAUUCCAAUGAACCCAACAUGGGUCAUGGGCUUCCCUACUGGCCACGAGACCGGCACUUUCCUUGCUCUCGACAUGGGAGGCACCAACCUGCGUGUUUGCGAGAUCAACCUGCCAGAAGAGAAGGGAGAGUUCGACAUCAUCCAGUCCAAGUACCGCAUGCCAGAAGAGCUCAAGACCGGCAACGCAGACGAGCUUUGGGGAUACAUUGCAGACUGUUUGCAGCAGUUCAUCGAAUACCACCACGAAGGUGAGAAGCUGGAUAAGAUUCCUCUUGGUUUCACCUUCUCCUACCCAGCGACGCAAGACUACAUCGAUCACGGUGUGCUGCAGCGAUGGACCAAGGGCUUUGACAUUGACGGUGUCGAGGGCAAGGAUGUUGUCCCACCCUUCGAGAAGGCCUUGGAAGAGCGUGGAGUGCCCAUCAAGCUCACUGCGCUCAUCAACGACACCACCGGUACUCUGAUUGCUAGUGCCUACACAGACACCGAGAUGAGAAUUGGCUGCAUUUUCGGAACUGGCUGCAAUGCUGCAUACAUGGAGCACGCCGGCGAGAUUCCUAAGCUCGAGCACAUGAAGCUGGAUCCAAAGCAAGAGAUUGCUAUCAACUGCGAAUGGGGUGCUUUCGACAACGAACACAAGAUUCUUCCCAGGACGCAAUACGACGUUAUUAUCGACAAAGACUCUCCACGUCCUGGUCAGCAGGCCUUUGAGAAGAUGAUCGCUGGUCUCUACCUCGGUGAGCUCUUCCGUCUUGUGCUGGUCGACCUUCACGAGCAGCCACACGUCCAGCUUUUCCAAGGCCAGGACAUCUCUUCUCUCAAGAAGCCUUACUCGCUUGACGCCUCCUUCCUGUCCGACAUUGAGAAUGAUCCAUACGAGAACUUGCAGGAGACAUAUGAUAUCUUCUACGACAAGAUGAAGAUCAACUGUCAAAAGCCAGAGCUGGAAUUGAUAAGACGACUUGCUGAGCUGAUUGGUACGAGAUCUGCCAGACUUAGUGCGUGCGGUGUUGCAGCCAUCAGCAAGAAGAAGGGCUACAAGGAAUGCCACGUUGGAGCAGAUGGUUCAGUGUUUAACAAGUACCCACACUUCAAGGCAAGAGGCGCACAAGCUCUCAAGGAGAUCCUCGACUGGGACAAGGGCCGCAAUGGCAAGUCUCUUGGAAAGGGCCAUGACCCCAUUGAGAUCCUCCCAGCCGAAGAUGGAUCUGGUGUCGGCGCAGCAUUGAUCGCCGCUUUGACCUUGAAGCGUGUACAAGAAGGCAACCACGCCGGUAUCCGCGAUCCAAAGAGCAUGUUGGCCGGCACUGCCGCUUCAAGCUCCAAGACGAACCAGGUAUAGAAUGCCGCGAAGCGUACAGAGCGAGAACGGAAGGCCGUCGAGGAUCCGUUGCACAAGUUCCGGCAGGUCGAUCACACUAAUACCUGGAUCAGAACCUGAAAGGGAAGAACUCCCAGGGUCCGAGACGAUGUUCGCGCUAUGACUUGUAUAUGCUGUGCAGGAGAAACCUAGGAUGCAGUCAUUGGGUCAUCUGCCCUAUGUUGAUAGAUAUCAUGAACAAUUGCCACGCAGGCACAAACCUGA
This is a messenger RNA of Cercospora beticola, 2164 nucleotides long. RefSeq names its product hexokinase. Gene Ontology annotation, molecular function: glucokinase activity; D-glucose binding; fructokinase activity. The record is from RefSeq and is a predicted model, not a curated record. Gene Ontology annotation, biological process: glucose 6-phosphate metabolic process; intracellular glucose homeostasis; glucose metabolic process. NCBI's taxonomy places the organism in Eukaryota, Fungi, Ascomycota, Dothideomycetes, Mycosphaerellales, Mycosphaerellaceae. Gene Ontology annotation, cellular component: mitochondrion; cytosol.